This is a messenger RNA of Mercenaria mercenaria, 2037 nucleotides long. Its product is annotated as solute carrier family 23 member 1-like. Lineage: Eukaryota; Metazoa; Mollusca; Bivalvia; Venerida; Veneridae. Gene Ontology annotation, biological process: transmembrane transport. Gene Ontology annotation, cellular component: membrane. Bases 1 to 2037 code for a protein of 678 amino acids. The transcript has 12 exons. The record is from RefSeq and is a predicted model, not a curated record. Gene Ontology annotation, molecular function: transmembrane transporter activity.
AUGCAAGCGUCAAUUAACGACCGAAAACAAAGCAUACAGAGUGGAGUAUUACGUCGUUCAACUGGGCCGGGGAUCAACAGCACAACUGAUGUCAAUGUGCCAAAUGAAUUUCCUAAUAUGAUGAACAACAUGCACAAUGCUAGAAAACGGAAUUCUACAGCAGUUGGAAGUGGGGCAGCUGCAAGGUAUCGAAGGUACUCGGUGGCUUCUCUACAACUCUGGGCACCACCAAUGACGGGUAGAAGUUCAAUUUCGGAAACUAUACAAGAGGUUGACACAGAUAACACUGAUGUUGAAUUUGAGGAAGAGUGUCCAAUACUGUACAAGAUCAAUGAUUCACCUCCAUUCUAUCUCACCCUCUUCUUUGCAUUCCAGCAAAGUCUCAUUUCAAUUGUUGGGUCCAUCGUUCUUCCACUGUUGGUUGCCGAAGCCGCCUGUGCUCUAGAAAAUGGUGUAUUUAUAAGGAAACUCGUUAGCUCAACAUUACUGUUGUCCGGUGUAACAACAUUUCUACAGGUGAUGUUUGGAAUUCGGCUUCCAGUAUACCAAGGACCAUCUGGAUCUUAUUCCGUACCUAUCAUAGCGUUGAAUAAAAUAGAUCCAGGCAGAUGUGAUAUUCAUACUAUGUUUCCGGGAGCUUUGAACUCCACUUCAAACAAUAUUACUGAAGCCGAUCUGCAAGAACAGUUGAUUGACAUACGCGUGAGGGAGAUGAUGGGGCCUCUGAUUCUGGCUGGAUUUCUCCAUUUUCUAGUCGGUGUGACCGGUCUUGUUGGCAUGUUGCAACGGUUUGUGGGCCCAAUAACGAUUGUACCGACCAUUCUUCUGAUAGGCCUGUACAUUGUCAAACCUGCAAUGGUGUAUACAGAGGUUCACUGGGGCAUAUCCUUUAUAACAUGGGCAACAGGCGUGGUUCUAUCCAUGUAUCUAGGACAUAAACCAAUGAUUAUACCUGUAUGGACAAGAAAGGAGGGGUUCCAUACCAUACGGUAUCCACUUCAUCAAGUAUUCGCUAUUUUAUUUUCGAUUUUGAUCGGUUGGGCAGUUUGUGGUAUUAUGACGGCAGCUGGUGCAUUCCCAACGGAUAAAACUAAUAUACAAUACAAGGCUCGCACGGACGCUCGUGCAGAUGUUAUAGCUGACUCUGAAUGGUUCUACUUACCCCAUCCAGGACAAUUUGGACUUCCCUUGUUCAGUGUUAGCGCAAUUAUUGGAUUCCUUAUCGCAACCAUCACCUCAAUCCUUGAUUCUAUUGGAGAUUACUAUGCAACUGCGGCUAUAUGUAGGGUUCCGCCACCUCCUAGUCACGGCAUUAAUAGAGGUAUAGCAAUAGAGGGAUUUUGUAGCAUGAUUUCCGGGUUGUUCGGUGUAGGACAUGCAACUACAACGUACGGCGGUAAUAUUGGAGCCAUAGGAAUGACCAGAGUGGCUAGCCGGCAUGUGUUUAUUGCCAUGUCGGGUAUGUAUGUUGCGCUCGGAGUUCUUGCCAAGGUGUCUGCAGUAAUCAUCAGUAUUCCAUAUCCUGUACUGGGAGGGGUUCUCAUCACAAUUAUUGGGGUUUUUGUUGGCGUGAAUUUAUCUAAUUUAAACGUAAUAGAUCUGGCAUCAACAAGAAAUCUGUCAAUCAUUGGGACAGCCGUGUUCGUCGGUUUUCUCGUACCAACCUGGAUGGAGAAAAAUGGAAGUGUAAUUGAUACAGGUAAUCGUGACUUAGAUCAAGUGAUCACGAUGUUUCUAGGAAAUCCCAAUUUCUUAGGCGGGUUUAUCGCCUGUUUUAUGGACAAUACUAUUCCAGGUACGGACGAAGAAAGGGGUAUAGCUGCUUGGAAAAAUCCAGAAUCCCUUGAUAACUCUACCAAUUUCAUCGAAGGACAGGAAGUUUAUGAACCACUUAUUCCAGAAUGUUUAAAGCGUCAAAGAUUUUUGAGGUUUAUUCCGAUAUUUCCAAAGUAUGAUAGAAAUAUUGGAAAGAAGGACGGAACACGUAACGAAGGUUUUGCCGAAGACAGUAAUAAUGAAAUGAACUCAAAAGUGUAA